AUGGGAUUCGCAACCAGCAAGAAACUCUCAGCCACCUUGGCAGCAAUGCCUUUGUUGGCUCUUGCGGCCAGUGACAAGACCGGCAUCAAUUCGCAGGUUCGUCUGGCCUAUCAUGGCGACAACGGCAUGAUGGUGUCGUGGAACACCUUCCAGCAGCUGAGCAAGCCUACUGUCCAUUUUGGUCUGUCGCCCGACAACCUCAACGAGACAGUGUCGUCCGCCAUCUCAGUCACUUACCCAACCUCAUUGACAUACAACAACCAUGUCCUCCUGACCGGCUUGACGCCCGACACAACCUACUACUAUUCUCCUUCGUCCUUGGUCGACCAAGCUCCAUCGAAGCCCUUCAACUUCACCACCAGCAGAGUUGCCGGUGACAAUACUCCUUUCUCCGUCGCUGUCGUCAUCGACUUGGGCACCAUGGGUGCUCGCGGUCUGACCACCAGCGCAGGCAAGGGUGUCGACCAUGGCAACAUUCUCGCACCCGGCGAGACAAACACCAUCCAGUCGCUGACCAAGUACCAGAAUGAGUACGAGUUCAUCUGGCACCCUGGUGACAUUGCCUAUGCCGACUAUUGGUUGAAGGAGGAAAUCCAAGGCUUCUUGCCCAAUACCACCAUUGAAGAAGGGGCCAAGGUCUACGAGGCGAUUCUCAAUGAUUACUAUGACCAGAUGAUGGCUGUGACCACCACAAAGCCGUACAUGGUCGGUCCUGGUAACCACGAGGCCAAUUGCGACAACGGCGGAACUACUGACAAGACUCGCAACAUUACAUACACCUCGGACAUUUGCGUCAUGGGCCAGACCAACUUCACCGGAUUCAAGAACCACUUCCGUAUGCCAAGCGAUGUCUCCGGCGGUACUGGAAACUUCUGGUACUCGUUCGAUAGCGGCAUGACGCAUUUCAUUCAGCUCGACACUGAGACGGAUCUGGGCCACGGUCUCAUCGGCCCCGAUGAGGUGGGCGGCACAGAGGGGAUCAAUGCCGACCCCGUCAACGCCACCAUGAACGCUCAAACCAAAUGGCUCGAGGCCGACCUUGCUGCGGUCGACCGUGCCAAGACUCCCUGGGUCAUCGUCGCCGGUCACCGACCCUGGUAUCUCAGCCACAAGAACACCACGGGAACAAUCUGCUGGUCCUGCAAGGACGUCUUUGAGCCUUUGUUCCUGAAGUACAGCGUCGAUCUAGUCCUGUCCGGCCACGCCCACGUCUACGAGCGUCAAGCCCCCAUCAACAACGGCGUCUACGAUACCGCGGAGUUGAACAACCCUAAGGCGCCCUGGUACAUCACCAACGGUGCCGCCGGUCACUAUGACGGUCUGGAUGCCCUCAGUUCCGACCGUAAGAACUACAGCCGUUUCGGUCUCGACACUUACAACGCUACCUACGGUUGGUCGAAGCUGACAUUCCACAACUGCACCCACUUGACCCACGACUUUGUCGCCAGCAACAACGGCAGCGUCCUAGACACGGCUACGCUGUUCAAGAACCGCAACUGCAGCACCGGCAGUGUGACCGGCAGCAAGCCGAGCAGCACUGGCGGCGCCACCGGUGCAGCGAGCUCCACUGCUUUCCCUGGAUCUGCCACUGCUGUGACUGUGUCUGGCAGUGUCUGGACCAUCUUGGCGGCUGCUGUGGCUGUCUUCGCCUUGUAA
Messenger RNA from Penicillium diatomitis, 1656 nucleotides. RefSeq names its product purple acid phosphatase family protein. The record is from RefSeq and is a predicted model, not a curated record. The transcript has a single exon. NCBI's taxonomy places the organism in Eukaryota, Fungi, Ascomycota, Eurotiomycetes, Eurotiales, Aspergillaceae. Gene Ontology annotation, molecular function: metal ion binding; acid phosphatase activity. Bases 1 to 1656 code for a protein of 551 amino acids.